AUGACGGCGGUGAUGGCGGCGGUGGCCUCCGCGCUCCGGGCCUGGGCGGAGGCGGCGGCGCGGGCGGAGGAGACGGCCCGGACGGCUUUGGCGGCCUCGGCCCCGCUGCUGGGCGCGCUGGCGGCGCUGGCGGCACAGAUGCGUGCGGCGCGGCGGCUGCCGUGGGACGCGACGGCGCUCGGCGCCUUCCCAGAGCUGCGGGGGCGGCUGUGGCAGAAGCAGCGCGGCGCGGCAGAGGCGCUGCUGGAGCAGCUCGGAGGGCGGCGGGAGGAGCUCCGAGCCGUGCGGGACGCCGUGGGGACCGCUGCCACCGCUGUGCUGCGGCUGUACGAGGAGCGGGGAGCGGCCGAGCUGGGGCUGGCGGGGGUUCUGCGGCGUGGUCCGCGCUGCCCCUCGCUGGCCGACGUGUUGGAGGGGCUGCAAGACGUGGAACGCUACUACCGGCGCCUGUACUUGGAGAGCAAACUGCUUCUGCAGCGCCUCAGCUUAGACAGCCUGGCAGACGUGGAAGCCCUCCCUCAGUCCUGGGAGAGGAUUUUGGAGCGCUACAGAGAAGAUGGCGUUGUUCAAGAUACACUCCUGAAGGUCUCACUGUUUGUGGAGAACCAUCGGGAGGUGAGCUGUUCACCUGGAUCCUGACAAGGCAGCAGGGACUGGCACUGCCCAGCUUCUGGCAUAUUCUUUGAUGCUGCAAAGGGGAUGAUGAAUUGAGGGAGCUCUCCUGGUGCUUUUUGGAAGAUGAAUGAGUUGAGUCUUGGCCUCAGCAUGAAACGCUUGAACUGUGCCAUUUUCAAGUGGAAACAGCCUUGGUCUCUGAAGAAGAGGCUGAGCAGAAAAAGUCAUGAGGAUGGAAGGGAGUCACCUCCAGCUGUGGAAUUUGUCCUUUCCUUCUCCUGAGGUGGAUGUUUUGUAUCACAGAAAAAAUGUUGACACUUACUUACAUGAGAUGCUGCAGAUGUGUAACAGACACAGGCUGAUGCCCUGAAAGAUACUUGGACUCUGUCCUUACAAAUAAAGAAAAUAUGUCAGGGCUUAGGAACAGUGGUCACCUCAUGUCCUUGAGCAGUGUGUUUGCAUUCAUUCCACCUGGGCAUGGAGGAGGAAUGAAGCAAAUCUAGCUUGAAAAUGUAAUUAUGGAGGUCAUCUGUCAGCAUGGAUGACUGAGUUCUCACAGUUUUCAAGGAUGUUGCAGUACACUGCUCUCUUAUCACUGAAAUCAGUCUUAAAAUAUCACUUUGGUGACUGCUGCUGAGAGUUCUGGGACACCUUUUGUUGGCCAUGGCUCUGAUCCUCUGAACAGUUCUGGAAAGCAGUGGGGUGUUUGUUUCUAAAUUAUGUGUUUGGUAAGGAGCUGCAGCUUCUCGGAGAAAGCCAAUAAAGAAUUGAGUCGGA
This is a messenger RNA of Cinclus cinclus, 1392 nucleotides long. It is a transcript of the gene AIRIM, whose product is annotated as AFG2 interacting ribosome maturation factor. The transcript has 4 exons. NCBI's taxonomy places the organism in Eukaryota, Metazoa, Chordata, Aves, Passeriformes, Cinclidae. Gene Ontology annotation, cellular component: nucleus; cytoplasm. The record is from RefSeq and is a predicted model, not a curated record. The coding region runs from base 1 to 639 and encodes 212 amino acids.